This is a messenger RNA of Anolis carolinensis (green anole), 4082 nucleotides long. Its product is annotated as olfactory receptor 6B9. Gene Ontology annotation, cellular component: membrane. Gene Ontology annotation, molecular function: odorant binding; olfactory receptor activity. The coding region runs from base 174 to 1157 and encodes 327 amino acids. Lineage: Eukaryota; Metazoa; Chordata; Lepidosauria; Squamata; Anolidae. Gene Ontology annotation, biological process: detection of chemical stimulus involved in sensory perception of smell. The record is from RefSeq and is a predicted model, not a curated record. The transcript is spliced from 3 exons.
AGGUACCUCUGUGGUUUUCCAGUGUCUGGAAUAUACUCUACGUGCUGCCACUGUCAAGUAAAUAAAAAAAUCCAUUUUUUUUCUUGUUCUUCAUCUGGCGUAUUCAAAAGUGAAGGCAACAGGGAAAAUUAGCAGAGAGCAAAGUAAGGACAAAAAUCAACAUUUUUUCAGUUAUGAAUUCAACAAACCAGACUCCAAGCGAUGAGAGCAAUUUCAUACAGAUAUUAGUAACUGCGAAAGCAGGCCUGUAUUUUGUUAAUUUCAUCUUCAUUACUGCCAUGGGUAUAUUAAUAAUAAAGACUGUGAGACAAAACUCUAACAUGAAGAAAGAAAUUAGAUACAUUCUCCUAUGCCACCAUCUCCUCUGUUCAUCAUUAUCUUGUUGCUUUGGCACAAUGUUGAACGCAGUGCAGAAUGCCAAAGUGCAGACAUUCUGGAUAUGGAUAAUCUUUGGAGUACAAACAGCCGUCGGAGAAUCAGUCCUCAUAACUUUGGCUCUCAUGGCUCUUAACACUUGUUUUGCAGUUUGCCAGCCUUUGAGAUACUUUGCGUUGGUGCACUCAUUCAAAAACAAAGUUAUGGUUUCCAUUUGGGUUGUGACAAUGCUCAAAGCUUUAUGCUUGAUACUGGUGGAACGUACAGAGAAGAAUCCAAUGGACAUAUACAAAGCAGAGGCGUCUUGCCCAACUAUCCUGGGUGGUAAUUUUGCUACAAUAUCUGGAAUUAUUCUAAUUUCACUUCUUGCAGCCACCAUAAUAAUAAGUUACUUCUUCCUAUGUAGAGAAGGAAAGAUCGCCGGUCAUUUUAAUAAUUCUAAUAAGAAAGCUAGAAAAACAAUAAUUAUUCAUGCUUUACAAAUGAGCUUUCAUAUUCUUCCCCCUUUAAUCAUCACAGCUAUUGGAAAAGAAGCAAAACACACAAACAUAAGAUUUGGUGCUUUUGUUGUUUUCUGCUUUGCACAAAGCUUCAGCCCUAUAGUUUAUGGGCUGCGUAACAAAGAACUGAAGGACAAAAUGUGUAUCAGACAGGAUCGAUGUCAAUAUAGUAACUAUUCAGUCAAUAACAAUAACAUCCCACCAGAGGUUUUCAUCACUGAAUGUUCAGCAGACAGAAAUGCCAUUUGUCAGUGUACUUCAGAAGGGCCUCAAAGGCAAUGAAUGCUACAUCUGCUCUUCAGGGUCCUUAAGUUUCUAAAUAAUGUAUCUGAAUAAAAAAAAACUUUGGGAAAACAAACAAAAAAUGUAUCCAACAUCAAGCUCAUUUGACUGAAUAUAUCAGCCUUUUUAUGCAGAGUUGGAAUCUUCAGCACUAUAUUCUCUACCUAAAAGAAUACCAAUGGCACUACGUAACAUGAUUUUUGUUCUGCGUUGAUAAAUGUCAUUUCUUAAUUGAUUCUAUCAUAAAAACAUGGACAAAUUGUAUUAAACUACAGGGACAUCCUGCAGCACAUUUUUCCUAUAGUCUUUCAAUAAAUAUCUCAUAGAAUCUCAACCAAUUCAAAAUAGUUUGUGGCAGCCACAAAAACAAAGUUUUUGGAUAUCCUAGGAAAGGGUUAAAACGCCUGUGGUGUUUGUUUUGCUGUCUGUGCCCCUGUUCAGUAGAUUUCACCUCACUUUCUGUCACUGUGAUAAUUGGAUUAUGAAAAAAUUGGCUUGUUGUGGAGACAAGGAUUGGUAAUAAACCUUUUCCCCGUGAUAACUCUUUCCCUUCCUAGGGGUAGAUUCUUUCUUACUUCCUGUUGUCUCACUCCCAUUCUUAACUUUGAGUCGGAUGUAAGUCAGAUGUUUGCAACUUAGGAGUGCCUGUCCUUGAGCAUCUCUUAUCCUCAACAGAUUAACAGAGACUCUAUGGUGCUGGUGGAAGAAGUGGGGGCAUGAAGGGACACUGUAUCAUCUUAACUCAAUUGCAGCCACUACAACAGUACUGUAGUCAUUCGAGCCACUGGAUCAAUACUCACACAACUCUCCACCUUUGCAGAUUAACUUUCGCAGGUUUGAUUAUUCAUGGAUUUGAUUAAUAUGGUCUAAGGAUCUCUAUGUCCUCCGGGUGAUUUUAUCAUUGAAUUCCACCAGAAAUUGACCAUAGAAUCAUCCUGGAGGAUUUAGAGUUUCCUUGAAAGAAAACUUCUCUAGACAUUUUUUGGUCAUCCAAUGCAAUUCUGGUGAAAGUUGGCCAUUGAGCUGUGCUGGAGGCUCUAGAGAUUUCUAGAGAGGUGUUUACAUGUUUUCCAUUUUCCUACAAGUUCCCUGUCCCUAACUACAGCAAAUGUGGAAGACCUUCUUUGUGUUUCAAGUAUUUGAAUAGGAUAUCCAUGCUGUUUCCACUUUCGUUUGCAGAUAAGAGUUUUGUAAAGUCAGCACAAACAUUCAUAUUCCUUUCAUUCCAAAUAAAUAUUCAAAUAUUAUGGAAUUUUCAUAAUAUUGUAAAAUGUAUAAUAUAAUAUAUACAUUUUUGCCAGUAUUUUACCUGGUCAGCUUUUUACACUUUUGUACACAAUAUUCUCUAAAGCACAUAUUUUGAUAACUUUUUAUAAUGUACAUCAAAAACUUCAGGAAAAAAGCUGAAUCCUUAUUUUCCAGUUUACACAUUAAUUUUGGGAACUGAAAUAAAUCCGCUUGUAUUAAAAGGUAAGCCGAUAGAAUUUCAUAUUUAUUUAUUUAUUUAUUUUUCAAACUUAUAUGCCGCCACUCCCCUAGGGCUCGGAGCGGCUUACAAGAACCGUCUAGUGCUAGGCCAUGCAUUUUAACAAUUAGAAUGUGCAUGAAAAUGUCCACCAAUGAAAUGGAGAUUAAUUUUUCCAAAAAAAAAAAAAGAGCUAUAUUUGUGGCAGCCAAUAGUCUCCUUCUUCCUUGUUGGGCAGCUGCAAUAUCCAGGAGCUCUCAAGGGAUUCUGUGAGCACCAGAUCCCAUGUGGUAUUAUAAGCCAAAGAGGGUCAGCUCUGGUUGGUUCUUAGAUGGGAGGCUGCUAGCAAACACCAGAUUCUGUAGAGUAGAUGAUGGGUCUUUGCCACAAGUAAAAGUGAAUCAAUAUGGAGGAGACUAUGUUUUCCCAGUUUGUUCCACAUUAAUUAAACAUCUGGAAAGAUCCGGACCUUAAGUUGAGGUACGGAUCUUCCAGGUGCUGGGCCUGUAGGGAUCAUAGAAUCAUAGAAUAGUAGAGUUGGAAGAGACCUCAUGGGCCAUCCAGUCCAACCCCCUGCCAAGAAGCAGGAAAUCUCAUUCAAACCACCACCGACAGAAGGCCAUCCAGCCUCUGCUUAAAAGCCUCCAAAGAAGGAGCUUCCACCACACUCCGGGGGAGAGAGUUCCACUGCCGAACAGCCCUCACAGUGAGGAAGUUCUUCCUGAUGUUUAGGUGGAAUCUCCUUUCCUGUAGUUUAAAGCCAUUGUUCCUCGUCCUAGUCUCCAGGGCAGCAGAAAACAAGCUUGCUUCCUCCUCCCUAUGACUUCCCCUCACAUAUUUAUACAUGGCUAUCAUGUCUCCUCUCAGCCUUCUCUUCUGCAGGCUAAACAUGCUCUUCAUAGGGCUCAUUCUCCAGACCCUUGAUCAUUUUAGAUGCCUUCCUCUAGGCACAUUCCAGCUUGUCAACAUCUCUGAAGUAUUCUGCGGAGGCUGCCUGGUCCUGUGUCUCUUUCUAUGGGUGACCUUCCAAGCCUGAGGGUUGUCCACAUUCGAAUAGAUCUCCCCAUAAAGUUCCUCAUCAUGCUGUUGGUGUGAUGCGGGUUGUGUAUCUAGAAUAACGUGUUGUGCAGUGUCCAAGAAGAGCUCGAGUUCCUGAAUGUCCUUAAGGGUCUUCGGCAGGCCUUCGGAGAUAGUCAUUAAUUAAUCAGCCCCAGUGGGUUUUUAAUACUUUAUCCUGUUUUUAUUACGGUCUUACCAUUUAUGUGUAUUAAAUGAAAUUUUUAUCUUGUAUUGUUGUUUAUAUUGAUAUAUUGUAUUAUUGUUUUAUCUUUUUAUAUUGCGAUUUAUUGUGUUGCUUAUAUUUUGUUCUUAUGUUGUUUGGGCCACUGCCCCAUGUAAGCCGCCCCGAGUCCCCGUGGGGAGAUGGUGGCGGGAUAUAAAUAAAGUUUUAUUAUUAUUAU